Messenger RNA from Acyrthosiphon pisum (pea aphid), 1164 nucleotides. Its product is annotated as transmembrane protease serine 2. Bases 345 to 1043 code for a protein of 232 amino acids. The record is from RefSeq and is a predicted model, not a curated record. Gene Ontology annotation, biological process: proteolysis. Lineage: Eukaryota; Metazoa; Arthropoda; Insecta; Hemiptera; Aphididae. Gene Ontology annotation, molecular function: protein binding; serine-type endopeptidase activity. The transcript has 4 exons.
ACACGUCCGGUUUUCAUUUACCUCCCCGCAGAGAUCUGGUGGACGCAGAAUGUUACCAGAGAACGUUGGACUUCGUCUGUCAGCUGCUGCAACCGGCGUGCAAACCGGACGUGAAGCUCGACCGGGACGAGAUCACGUUGCCAUGCAAGCACAGCUGCCGGCUGUUCACCACGGGUUGCGGUCACCGGAUACCAGAGAAACUGCUGGCCGGUUUCGACUGCGCCAAGUUGCCCGACUACAGCAACAUCGGAUCGACGUGCACGUCCAAGCCCGGCUGCGAUUACAAGCUCCGGACCACCGGGUUGUCGGGCCGACUUUGCGACGGCGUUCUAGACUGUCCCGACAUGUCGGACGAGACCACUUGUGGUUACUGUCCCGCCGGAUACCUGCACUGCAUCACAUCCCGGACGUGCAUCCCGGCCCGGUCUCGAUGCGACGGCGUGGUCGACUGUCCGGGCGAGGCCGACGAACGCAAUUGUUUACUGAUCUCGUCAACUGGCAGGUCCGUAGACCAAAUGCUACCGUUAGCCACUGUUGACGCGUACCCGACAGAAGGUUUCGUGUUUUUCGUCGAACAAGGAAUGUCGGGCAAGUUGUGUGCAGCUAAUUUUCAAACAGACAUUCCAAACGAAAAGAUGACCGUAGCUCUUCAAACGAUCGCAACGUCACUCUGUCGCACGCUCAACUACCACAAUCUGACAAGUGUCGAAAUUGUCGACGACGAAGACCUGCCAACAUCGACGUCCGGUGGUUCUCCUUCAGAACGAUACGCGCACGUCGUAGAUCCAUUCGCCAGCGAGAUAACUUUUAACCUGGGCACGUGUCCCAGUAAAAAAGUUCUGCGUGUCGCAUGCGACGACGCCGUUUGCGGCGUACAGACAAACAGGAGACAGAAACACGGUAUCGACGGUUUGAACAAAAUGGCUUCGCACGGAGACUGGCCGUGGCACGCCAUUCUCUACAAAAGCGGAACUCAUGUUUGCGACGGUAGUCUCAUAUCUUCCGAAUGGUUACUCACCAGCGCUUCGUGUUUUCAGGGGUAAUUAUUGAUUUAUAUCUGUUUGUACACAGGUAUACUAUAAUAUAUAUAAUAUAAUAUGGAACACCAAACACAUCGAUUGCGUUUUGAAAACUAUGAUCGUCCGCGGCUUGCCAGUUUCCACU